AGCGGCGUGGAGCGGAGGAUGGAGGAGGAGAUGCAGGCGGCGGCGGCGGCGGGCGGGGAGGAGGCGCGCAUCCUGCCCAAGAUGUACCGGCAGCGGAGCCCCUACAGCGUGCUCAAGACCUUCCCCGGCAAGCGCGCCGCCCUGCCCCGGCGCUACGACCGACCCACCAUGGUGGAGCUGCCGCACGUCCGGGCGGCGGGGCAGCACUUCCCGCCGCCCGCCGCCAGCAGCAGCAGCGCCGACCCGCCGCCGCAGCACUACCCGGCGCACAGCCCCUACCUGAACGGGCCCGGCCGCGCCGCCCAGGGCCGCCCGCGGACGCCCGCGCCCCAGGCAGCCGCCUCGUCCUCGGGGCGCUACGGCCCCGGCCCCGGCCCGCCCGGCGACGGCGGCAGCCUGGAGCUGAGCGCAGAGAGUCGUAUGAUUCUGGAUGCCUUUGCCCAACAAUGCAGCCGGGUUCUUAGUCUUUUAAAUUGCGGUGGAAAACUGAUGGACAGCAAUCACUCUCAGUCCAUGAUUUCUUACAUAAAGCAGGAAAGCACAAGUUAUAGUGAAAGACAAGAGCAGUGUCAGCUUGGGAAACUUGUCCAUAGUCAGACACCAGACAAUUUAGACAUAGAGAUGCAGUAUAUGCAAAAGAAACAACAAACCUCAGCCUUUCUGAGGGUUUUUACUGAUUCUCUCCAGAACUAUUUGCUUUCUGGGAGCUUUCCAUCUCAAAACACCUCAUCAGUAAAUGAUUUUGGCCAUUUGGCAGAUGUGGAUCCACUUUCAACUUCUCCAGUACACACUUUAGGUGGAUGGACCUCCCCAGCAACCUCUGAAUCCCAUGGACAUCCAUCAUCUUCCACACUUCCAGAGGAGGAAGAGGAGGAGGAGGAGGAAGGGUACUGUCCCCGAUGUCAAGAGCUAGAACAGGAGGUAAUUUCACUGCAACAAGAAAAUGAGGAACUCCGGAGAAAACUGGAGAGCAUUCCAGUGCCCUGCCAGACUGUUUUAGAUUAUUUGAAGACUGUACUUCAGCACCACAACCAGCUUAUGAUACCACAGCCAACGGACCAUCCAACGGAGGGAAGCAAGCAGCUGCUGAACAACUAUCCUGUCUACAUCACUAGUAAACAGUGGGAUGAGGCUGUAAAUUCUUCAAAGAAAGAUGGAAGGCGGCUACUUCGAUAUCUCAUCAGAUUUGUUUUCACAACCGAUGAGCUUAAGUACUCAUGCGGCCUUGGAAAAAGGAAAAGGUCAGUGCAGUCAGGAGAGACAGGUCCUGAAAGACGUCCUCUGGAUCCAGUAAAAGUAACAUGUCUCAGAGAGUUCAUUAGGAUGCAUUGUACUUCCAACCCUGACUGGUGGAUGCCAUCUGAAGAACAGAUAAACAAGGUGUUCAGUGAUGCAGUAGGACAUGCUCGUCAAGGGCGUGCAGUGGGGACUUUCCUUCAUAAUGGUAACUCAUAUUAUGAAGGGACUGACCAUCCAGGUUCACAAGAUGAAGUCUUCAAUAGGGGCAUGCAAGAUGGAUCUGGAGAUUGAAAGCAAGGCAAGAAAAACCAUACAACUGUAGCAGAUGUUUUAAACUAGAAGAGACUGUUGGUUAGAUAUACUUACUUUGAAAUCAUUUAAGAGUCCAAAGCAUGUUCAAACUCAUACUGCAAACAUUCCAGCUUUUCCAUCCUACCCAGUGCCCCAGUUAACAAAGAAAUCUAUUUCAAGGCCUACCUGUGGAAUUUGUUUGUGCCUAUAAUUUUCAAGCCUUUCAUUGUUUCUAAAGGAAACUGCAAUUUCAUUUCAUAUCAUUCUAAAGAAAAUGUAACUUAACACAUUCUCAAGGUUGCAGACAGAAGUGCAGCUCCCAGCUGUAACUCAGAAGGAUUUUUGCAAAGCAUUCUGGGUUACAGUGUUACCCCAGACCAAACAGAAGUUCAGUGUUGGUUCCUGGGGAGAAGGGAAUCCAUCUGGGGCUGGGAGUCUGCAGCCAGGUUCCCAUAGCAACAGCCAGGGCUCUCAGCCAGCGCUGGCUGUUUUCAGAAUGGGCGGGGGAAGGGCAGUGGAGGGAGCUCAUGCUUGGGGCUCCCAAACUGGUGCUGAAGGGUGGGUGAAUUAGAGCCCCUCCCCUGCCCCACAACCCACCAGAGGGCUGAAAACCCCACAGACUGAACUCCCUCUGCUCACUUUCCCCCCUCCCAUUCUGAAAACAGCAAUGGGCUGGGAGCUCUGCAGACACAAGUUACAAGAGACAUUACAUUUUGUAGCAUCUUUGUCUGAUACCUCAUGUGAUGAGGGAUCAGGUUGUCACCUAAUUGGCCAUUUUUUAAGCUGUUUACAGCUGUUCACUUGUAUUUGGUCACAGGUAUAAACUGCUUUUUGUGGCCAGAUAAUUGUCACUUCUGUUUGCACCGCAAAUGACUAGAAACAUGUCUGCCUAUUGUCUGCCUAUUUGUUUUGCCUAAGAAGAGGUUUAGGAUCAAGCUCAGAGCUUGUGGCAAAAGAAGUGGCCUUCCAUUUUUUGACUAAAAAUAGCACAAUAAAUUAUAAAAGGUAGCUUAAACAUGUUAUAGUGCCCAUUUAAUUUUGUGUUCUCAGAUCCUAAACAACACUUCCUUUGUCCACUUAAUACCAUAAAAUUCCAGUGCCAGAGUAAAGUGGCAGUGGUUGUUGGCAGUUACAGAGGUAUCAAACAGUAACAGGUACUGCUAACCCACUAAAAAUUACUCUAUGUAAUUGAUAAAUACUAUAUUUAUCCAGUUGUUGAAAGGAUUAGAGCUAAUCACUGCAGUUUUCAUAAAAUGAGAUUACUAAACCACAAAUUGCCAUUUGAGGAGAUAGUUUUAUUAUUGUUGUUAUUAUUCUGCAGCAGUAUUAUAUAGCUUUAAAGAUUUUAAUUUGCAUUUGUUUGUGCCAUUGUCUGUGUUUUAUGCUCAUUGUCUGAUCUCUCUAAGAAUGUGCUGGUCCUCAUAAUCAGAUAGUCAGUGGUGCAUGCAGGGAGGGGUUCUACAAGAAGAACCUAAUUUAGCCUUUUGGCUGCUGGGCACUUAACCAAGGGAUCCAGGUUUAAAUAAGAGCUGUAAACAAAUACUUCUGCUAGGAAUGAAGCCAGGUCAGAACGGAACAUAAUAUUGAAAGGAAAUGCCAAGAUAAUAAAUUCAACUGCUUUGAGAUUUUUAAUAUCACAGCUAUGGAUCCAGUGCCACUACAGUAAUAUUGUGAAACAUAGAUGCACUCUGGAAACUAAUGCCAAAGAAAUGCUACCCUUCCCUCUCAUUUUCAGCAUUUUUCCAGUCGUCCUACUUCUUUCAGGUGAGUCAGGCUAUCCUCAUCACUACUGGAUGAGGAUUGGCUACAGAAUCAGCUUUUCUUGAGGCAACACUUCCUGUCUGAUGCACAUGUUGAACUGUAUUUGUUAGAUUGAUUUUUCUCCAUCUAUGAUCACCUUUACCUCUCUACCUCAUCUCUGCCAGUUUUCCUGAAUGUGUGCCCCCCUCCUCCCUCACACCACAGUUUAUGAAUCUUUAGCCAAGCAAAUCUGUUAACUGUUUCCAUGGUGACUACUGGUUUGGGACAACACUCUUCAUAAGCAACCAAAGGGUUCCUUGGACAUGAGGUGCUCUGAUAACUCCUAGGUGGUCAAGGGCAAAAUACUGAGACAGGUUCUCAAAUACUAAUUUCUCAAGUCAACAUGUUCCUGUUAUCAGCCUCUUCUUUGGCCACUGUUGAGAAGGGUCUCUUAUGGAUGUGGUGCCUCCUGUCAGUUGGCAAGGAAGCAUGGCAGCAUAUAAGCCACUUCAGCACUGUGUAUUUUCUGAACAAAACCAUGCUUUCCUUACAGCUUCUAACAGGCUGUACCUGGAUGGUGUUUCAGAAAAUAAUCUUCUGAAUGCACCCUCCAGCUACUGUCUAGCUUAAUAUGUGCUUUAGGCCCUUAAACAUCCAAUACCUCUUAAUUCAUUUUUAUUUUUUCUAAUGUUGUUAAAGUGUUUUUUUAAAUCUCUCAUUUAACUUAGAGCAAGAAAGUUAAUUUCUGAAAAUGAAUAUAUAGCUUAAUUGCAUUGGUCCCUGUAUGCCAUUGGUAUUUUGACCAGUAGCUCUCUUGGCAGCCAAGAUGAAGUUCUGCUUAAAAAUCAGUAGCAUAAGAUGGCCCAUUGCGAGGAAGCUCAAUGUCUAAAAAUGUUAGUGUAGAUAUCCAAUAAUGACUUUUCAUUGUUAAACUUAAACUUUUUUUAAAAAAAAGAACAGUUCUAGAAGCUGUUACCUUGCUCUGAUGGUGCAAGUCUUGCUGGUUUACAUUUAAUGUGAUGACACUUACCAGAGCUACUUGGCAAAACAUGUCAGAAUGUGCGACUGUUAAUCUUGUCUACAGUAGUAUGUACCAGGAUGUAUUUUUGUAAACAGUGCAAGUUUCUUUCCAAUAUUUAACUGUAUGGGAUUAAAAGCUUCAUUUUUAAUAAUAUAGAACAAUAUUACUGAACUGGAUAGACCUCUCUCUAUUAAUAAUUUGUUAAAGCAGCUUCUAAGCUUAGUCUUUAUUUUUAGUAUAAAGCAUAGUCUGUCUUCUGCCCUAUACUGCUGGUAUAAUUCACAAAGAUCACUCAAUGCUGUGCUCUCCUAGUGCGCAAAGUAACCAAAUUUAUAGAAUGAUUCCGGAAAGCUCCAUACAUAUGGAAACAGCCUUCCUGUUUUGACUCAAAUAGAACAAUUUUUUGCUCUAGCUGAGUGUUUGCAUCCAUCAUAGAGCUGUCAUAGAUGUGCAGAGGACAUGAUCUAGUCAGUCAGUCAGCCAUUUAUGUGUUUUGUUUUUAAAGUAGUAGACUAAAUCUCUGUCCUUGGUUUAUGACAACAACAUUGGCAUGUUAGUUCUUGACCAAAAAUCACUUAAUUUAUAACUUUUCACAACUGUUUAUUCUAAUUAGUCCCAGGAAUAUAUUCAUCUUGCAUUGUAAAUCAAUUUAUGCUAAAAUCAUUUAUGAAAUUACAAGAACCAAGAAAUAAUACUACGGGAGAACUAGGGACCAGAAGUAACAGAAAUAGCAUCUAAGCCAUUGCCCAGCAUGUUUAAGCACUGUGUUUUGUAAAGCAUCAUAUUAAUUUAUGAUGUUAUAUGUAAAUGGAAAACUUGUAACAGAAGGGAAUUACUAUUUAUCAUGUCACUCCAAACAAUCCCAGAAGAUUAGAUCCUAAUCUUACCCUACCAUGUACCAACUUGCUGUUAUUUAUGUAUCUACCCCCUGAACUAUCGUGUAGCAGUACCGCACGUCCAUCAGUGCCAACAUGCCUUUGCUCUAUUUUCUAUAACAAAUAUUUGUGGAAAAACUGUGAUUAAAAAGCCCAUUAAUCCUAAUAUUUUUAUUGUUAAGGUGUAUGUAAUUCUAUGAAUACUUUCUAAUAAUAACUGUACUGUGUAGAGUAACUACAAGCUAGGGAUAGAUCAAUACCAGAUACUGUACAACAAAGUGCAUAGUGUAAUAUAGACUAGUAGGUUUUUUGUGACAAUUUCUAUAGGAAGUGUGAAUUGUUUUCUAUGUGGCAGCACACAUUUCUUUUAGAAAAUUAAAAAUGUUAGAUAAUUUUUUAAACAGUCAAUAUUUUUUAAUUAUAAAAACAUUUGUUACUACAGUUUGCUAUUCCAGGUGUUAAUCCUAAUUUGAAUAUUAGUUUUAUUACUGCAUACCUCCAGUUCCAUUUGUUCUGUUGCAUAACAAUGCACAAUAAAAGUUAGUCUCUGGUUAA
Alligator mississippiensis (American alligator) is the source of this 5721-nucleotide messenger RNA. RefSeq names its product BEN domain containing 4 (gene BEND4). Gene Ontology annotation, molecular function: DNA binding. The record is from RefSeq and is a predicted model, not a curated record. The coding region runs from base 19 to 1530 and encodes 503 amino acids. The transcript has 5 exons. Lineage: Eukaryota; Metazoa; Chordata; Crocodylia; Alligatoridae.